UCGCGCUCGGGAGUGCUUCUAUGGUCGGGCGCGGAGCAGGCUGUGUCUUUAAAGAUGGCGGACGGAGAGAAGACCCACCACAGCUCCGAAGCCGGCUGCUUGGAAUCUGGGGAGCCUCCCGUCAAACGCCAGAAGUUCGAAUGGACUUUAAAAGAACGGCCUGACGUCUCGCUGAACGAAGUUGAGGGCGAAGAAGAAGGCGACCAGCUGGUUGGCCCGCGGCCGAAGGAAUUGGCGGUGGGACAGGCCUCGGCAGCGUCGGGCGGAGACAAUGGACUGCGGGACCUGGGGCUGCAGAGGGGGGAGGAGAUAGAAAAGGAGGAGGAUCGUGCGAGUGAAGCCGGCGCUGCGGAGCAUGCAGAUAUCUUUAAUCAGAAUGAAGAUAUAAUUCUAAAUGGGUUUUAUGUAAAUAGCUGUGAUGAUGAUGAUGAUCAAUCCUCACACGCAAGUUCUAGUGACUGGACCCCACAACCUCAGAUAGGGUCCUAUAGUUUUAUUCAACAACAUAUUAUGAGGGAAACUGAUCCUCGAACUAUUUUGAAAGACCUUCUCCCAGGAACUGUUCUACCACCUGACCUAGAUGAUAUGACUCUCUGGCAGAUUGUUAUAAACAUAUCCGAACCUCCUAAAAGAAAAAAACGCAAAGACAUAAACACUAUAGAAGAUGUUUGUAGGUUGCUUCAAGAAUGUAAAAAAAUUAUAGUUUUGACAGGAGCUGGGGUGUCAGUUUCUUGUGGAAUACCUGAUUUUAGAUCCAGGGAUGGUAUUUAUGCCCGUCUUGCAAUAGACUUCCCUGAUCUUCCAGAUCCUCAAGCAAUGUUCGAUAUUGACUAUUUUAGAAGAGAUCCUCGACCGUUUUUUAAAUUUGCCAAGGAAAUCUACCCAGGACAAUUUCAACCUUCCCCUUGUCACAAAUUUAUCUCAAUGUUGGACAAACAGGGAAAACUUCUUCGGAAUUACACACAAAACAUUGACACUUUGGAGCAAGUAGCUGGAGUCCAGAAAAUCAUUCAGUGCCAUGGCUCUUUUGCAACAGCAUCCUGCCUUCUCUGUAAAUAUAAAGUUGAUUGUGAAGCUAUUAGAGAAGAUAUUUUCAAUCAGGUUGUUCCCCGGUGUCCUAAGUGUUCACCUGAUCUUCCACUCGCCAUAAUGAAGCCAGACAUUGUUUUUUUUGGUGAGAACUUGCCAGAACAAUUUCACAGGAGUAUGAAGCAUGAUAAAGAUGAGGUUGAACUAUUAAUUGUUAUUGGAUCAUCCUUAAAAGUACGGCCUGUGGCUCUUAUUCCAAGUUCAAUCCCUCAUGAAGUGCCUCAGAUUCUUAUAAACCGAGAACAGUUGCCACAUCUGAAUUUUGAUGUAGAGCUGCUUGGGGACUGUGAUGUCAUUAUCAAUGAGUUAUGCCAUAGGUUGGGUGGAGAAUAUGAACAACUUUGCUAUAAUCCUUUAAGACUCUCUGAAAUUUCAGAGAAACCCCCACAUACAAUCAAGGAAUCUGAACUGCAGUUCUCUGACUUGCCACCCACACCACUCAAUUUUACAGAAGAUUCUAGUUCUUGGGAGCAUGCAAGUGAACAAAAUCAUUCAUCUAAGCCAGUUUUGGAAAACGAGAACAGUCUUUUACCAAGCCAGCUGGAAUCCGGAGCUGGCACACUUUCUUUAAGCAUUACAGAACAUUCUCCAGUAAGCAAAUCUGAAAAUCAGGAAAAUUCUGAAAGCCAUGCAGGGGACGAGCAGACACAGAAAAACGAAGAUUGCUCUGAACUUGCUGAAAGAAAUGUAGAAGCUGAAGUUCCACGACGCCGCUGGAUAAAUAAGUUUGCAAAAGAGCCAAUCAGCAAGCGCCUUGAAAAUUCUCAAUAUCUGUUCCAAGCACCAAAUCACUACAUUUUUCAUGGAGCUGAAGUCUAUUCAAAUUCCGAGGACGAUUCAAGUUCUUGUGUUAGCCACAGUGAAGACUCCUGUUGCAGUGUUGGAGAGGAAGUGGAGGACGAGAGCAUCGGAGACGAGUGCUCAGAUGGAGAGGACUGUAUGAGGGAUAACAAAGGAGAGUUUAAUAAAGACACAAACGAUAGAAAAGAACAGUUAAUAAACCAGGUAGACAUUAAAGCUGAGGAUAUAAACAAUGUGACGCAAAGGUGGUAAAUCCUCGUUUCUACUUUUACUUUGCUACCUAUCCACCAGCAUUAGUAAUGUCUGUAUUUGCAGUGGUCUUUACUGCUGUCGAAGUACAAGAGUGUCAAUGGACUUUUUUAUUUU
Molecule: messenger RNA, 2256 nt
Organism: Erpetoichthys calabaricus (reedfish)
Lineage: Eukaryota; Metazoa; Chordata; Cladistia; Polypteriformes; Polypteridae
Gene: sirt1
Product: sirtuin 1
Exons: 9
Coding region: 55-2142 (695 amino acids)
Molecular function (GO): NAD+ binding
Source: RefSeq, a predicted model, not a curated record